AUGGCUCGGCACCGUUCGUGGGGCAGCGUGUGCACAGACCGUGGCCGUGGUUGUGAGCGUGCUGCUUGGCCGCUCCGGCAUCCUGGGCCGGGCAGAGACAAUUCGGGGCACAGCUGGAGCCUCGUUGGCUCGCACGCCCAGGGACGCCCCGCUAGAAUCUCUGUGGCACCCGCCCGCCGAUUAACGAGGCGGCCGGUGCUCUCGGGAUGCCCUCAGGCGCCGCUUUGUCCGCUGAGACGCAGGAAGCUGCCAGGUGUGACAGCAGUGUCGGUGGGGGAUUGCCAGCGUUCAUGCUUCACCCCUCGCAGCCGUGUUCACGGCCACGAAGAGCCACUGGCCCGCGCCGGAACGAGGGAGCGCACUGCAGUUGUCGUGUCCAUCGUGAAAGUCUUGGAACCUGCACAUGUAACCCCUCGCCAACAGCUGGCAGCAGACACACAGCUUCGAAGCUUUGCAGUCCACGGCUGCCGAUCCUGGCAUCGCCACACUUCGCAUUCGCAUUUCGAGCUUCGUCGGCUGUUCAAGCGUCGAGCGGCAGGGACUGCACUGCUUGGUAAUAAGGACGCCUUGCCGGGCGCGAGCUGCAGUCAAAGAGUCGCAACAGGUGGCACUGCUGAAGGUGACGCAGAUGUGAGGUCAGAAGCCCUGUUCGCGGGCAUCAUAAACCUCCAAGCAGUCCGAAUUCGAGGCGCUCUCGAAGCUAUUUGAAAUCGCAGCAGGCCAGGCCGUGAUGGUACGAAGGACUUCGUUUUUUUUGAUCAAUCAGCAAGCCGAAAUGGCGAGGCAUGCCGCCCCCACCCAAAUUUAGCCUAUACACC
Messenger RNA from Mytilinidion resinicola, 818 nucleotides. RefSeq lists its product as uncharacterized. The record is from RefSeq and is a predicted model, not a curated record. NCBI's taxonomy places the organism in Eukaryota, Fungi, Ascomycota, Dothideomycetes, Mytilinidiales, Mytilinidiaceae. The transcript has a single exon. Bases 1 to 708 code for a protein of 235 amino acids.